This is a messenger RNA of Nicrophorus vespilloides, 727 nucleotides long. RefSeq lists its product as uncharacterized. The record is from RefSeq and is a predicted model, not a curated record. The coding region runs from base 1 to 465 and encodes 154 amino acids. NCBI's taxonomy places the organism in Eukaryota, Metazoa, Arthropoda, Insecta, Coleoptera, Silphidae. The transcript is spliced from 4 exons.
AUGGAGCUGUCGAUUAUACUGAACCUGCAGCCUUCCGCGCUGAAAACCUUAUCCAGCUUAUUCGGAUACGUGGGCAUCUUGUUCCGAGUGUUAGCCGUCGGAGCUCUCUCCGUAUACUUAUCCGACGAGGACAGACCGGAUCAUUACGACGUUUUUGUGAAGGCAGCUCUAGGUUACUCGAUCGUCUCCUUAAUUGCGAACGGCUGCAUGCUCGUCGGCAUCAUCAAGGACGUGCAUUGGCUUCUCCUUCCUUAUCUCGGCGUCCUGAUGCUGGAGAUAAUUGGAUCCGUUAUCGGCCUACUUCUCGCCAUCUUCCUAUUUCACUUCGGCUUCGUGCACCUGCUCAUACCGACCUCAAUUUUGCUGAUAUUGAACGUCUACGUUUGGAUGACUAUCACGAAGCUGUUUCGCUUCAUGGAGACCAAGUUCCGUUAUCUGAGGAGCGUGACGCUCACGCAGAAUUAGGGGAUGGCACGAUGCGGCACGCAAAUUGAGUCUUCUAAUCUCGCAUAUGCUGGAUAUUCCAAAUCGAUAUUCAAUUAUUAGGUAACACUCGAAAUAACGAAUAUUUCUUCUAGGAUUUUUUUAUAUAAUCGAUGUGAAAUACGAGAAAAUACGAUUUCAAUUUCCGUAAUCUUUGAUUUGAUUUUUCUUAUCUAAACUUAAUCAAUUCUAGAUAAAACUAUCAAAUAAACACAAAUUUCUACACUACCAAUCCAUUAAAUUA